GCUUUUGGAGGGAAGAGUUUUUCCCAGGCUGCAGUUCAUUCAUAAACUUGAAGCAAUUUUAUCUGCUUGCAGUCAAUGGUAUAUUUUUCAAGUGAUGGGGUAUACUUAAUUGUAAUUGUGAAAAUUUGGAGUUUGGGUUGUAGAGAUAAUUGUGAGAAAAAUGCUUCAUGUUUAUGAAGGAUAAAGUAAUUGGUGUUAAUAGAAUCCAUGUGCACAUAACUAUGAACAUAUCGCAUACCACAGUCAAGUAACAUUGUGGUUUACCUGUGAAUGGGACAUAUACCACUGUGAGUUGGGGGAAACUCAUCAGCAGUGCUCAACUGUUUUUCAUUAACUUUAAUACACUAAAUUAAAAAGUGAGCAUAAGUAAUUUGAGGAUAAAAUUGGUGGUAACAUUAAUUCAGAAGCCGCAGAGAUAGACUGAAAUUUAAUGCUGAUCGUUAGCAAAAAAAUUUAUGUUACAGCAAGAAGGAUAAUCGCAAACUACAUCAGAAAUAUUAUAUUUCAUUGACAGUUCCCCAGCGUGAUUAUGGCUUUACGCCUCUAUGAUAAGCUGACAUUAGAAUAUAAAUGAUAUUUAUCUAUAUGACAAGACUUUGGGUGUUGAUAUACUCGCUAUAGGGCUGUGGAGUAAGAUUGCGACAUUGAAAUAAUAUCGCCCCAUUGCCUGCUGGUUAAAUCUGUACUACCUUUAGUCGACAGAUGACAUGAGAAGAUGUUGUAUUAAAGAGGCGGAGGUGCAAAACAUAUCACUUGAGUAUCAGAUGCAUUUCUGUGCAGUGCUCUUUGUGUGAAAUCUGAUUUAAAUGCUAUAUGUCAGAGCAUGUGUGAAUCAAGAGAUUGACUUUUGCGUUUUUUUUCACUUGCCGGAUUUUGACUCACAGGAGAAGUGGUGUCAGAAAACUAUUACAACCUCGUUCUUUGUUAAAAUGGUGAAAAAGUAAAUCCUGAUCUUAACCAGGCAAAUAUUUAUCCAGGAUCUUCACGAACAAAAUGACAUGAACUAGUUGUUUGCUUUAAGACUUAUUAAAUAACCCUGCCUCUCUGUUGGCCAAUGGAACAUCAUUGCUAUGGUAACAGCUUAUGACUUAUGUAAAUAGAUAUAAAGUUUGAAGUAUCUGAUGACAGGAGGCGUCAGGUAUGAUUGGUUGCCAUCACUUGCCAUUUAUUAUAGGAGGCAAUUAAAAGAAAGUAGCAACUGAUGCAUAUUCAUUAUUUCCUAGCCUCCACUCUGAAGAGUAACAGAUGAGAUGUUUAAAAGUAUGAUAUAGUGCAGACAGUAACCUUUACAUUUUGAAAAGUGGGGAAAGUUGACAGGCUUAGAGCUUAUGCCGGAAAUGUGUAUAAGAUUUCUGGGUGUCUGUUACAAUACCAUGGCAUAAUUUUAUUGAAUGAAAUAUAUAAUAAUUCCCAGAGCAGUUGAUUGAAAACGGAAUAGAUAGAUCAUAUUCAUUACUGCCAUCAAAGCUUAAGUGUCUUGAAAAGAAGAAACUGUUGCUUUGAAAGGUGAUACCACUAAAACAAAGAAUUGUGCAAAGAUUUGAUUUAACAUUGAUGACUUUGAAAAAUAUUCUGUCCAUAAUAAUGAAGAUGCAUAACAUUUAGUGCAUAGUCCUAUUCAGGAUUUGAUAAUUUACAUAUUCCAUGCAUCACUGUGAUAUAUCAAUUGCAACAUAUGCACAGCACAUACGAAUGGUGAUAUAAUUUAUUGUGAUAUAACUAAACCUACUGCACAUUAAAAAUUGGUAUGACCGCUACAAGGGGACUUUAAACCAACAGUACGAAAAUGAUCGAUAUGAUAGCGCCAACGCCAGUUCCGCUUAAGGUACCGUCCGGGUUGCCUGCAUUACGAGCCGCGGCUUCAUGGAAUCGUGGUCGGCUGCUUCCUCAACCAAUCAACACACGGCGAUGUAACCUUCUAGAUGUGUCAGCAGCGACAACAGCGCAGGUGCCCCCUCUCACACCAGGAACGACCCAGAAAAUGUCACAGGCGCUACUGGAGAGCUUUAAGAGCUUUGAGAAGGACCAACACAGACUCAACAUACCCAGAGACCCUAUGCAGUGGAACGAGGGUCAGGUGUCACAGUGGUUGAACUGGGCGAUACACGAGUUCACGCUGGAGGGAGUUAACGUGGCUAACUUUGCGAUGUGCGGUUCCGAGCUCUGCAAGAUGGAGAAAGAAAAGUUCUUGAAGCUCGCGCCGCCAUAUAUGGGCGACAUCUUGUGGGAACAUCUUGACAUUUUGCAGAAAGAGGUGGUCCAAGAUCGCAGCUCUCUCGUAAAUGCCCCACCCACGUAUAGCGAACCUGUCUGCAUGCCUGAAUUUAGUGGUCAUGAAGACCAGCAGGUUUUUAACCAAGGUUACACCAGCUCUCCAGAACAGCUUUCUCCUCCUGUACAGACCAACUCCCAGCCUCCAUUCUCUGAGAACAAAUGUCAAGGACAACAGUUCCAGAUGUCGGAGUCCAUCCAGGCAUUGAACGACCUCUCACCCACGUACGAGGACACGUACCACAGUCUGGAGGAGAUCCAGCAUGGGGGUUUCUAUGGCGACCACAGCCCCACAGAGUUCUACACCAUGCCAGAACAGAAGUACCGACCUCCACCGAUGAAGACCAACAACAUGUGUAGAGGCCAGCAGUUCCUGCCACAGGAAGCACAUUCCCAGCCACACAUGGAGUCAUUCUUCGACCCGCACCACCAGUUCUCACAGAUGGUUCCCAAUGUUAAGAUGGAGUUACCGUGGUCACAAGCCGAGUAUCCGGGCUGUCGGGACAUGGCGGGCACCUGGUCGCCCACCGAACGCCCUGGUAUGCUGCGUCAUGGUUACCACCCACUACAGAACAUCGGGGAGCUAGGGUCACCCGUUGAGGGUAAACCCAUGAUCCAAGCUGCCGCCCUGGCGGGCUACUCUGGUAGGUCCACGAACAUAUUCAAAUGCAGCGGCCCUAUUCAGCUGUGGCAGUUCCUGCUUGAACAGUUAACGGACAAAACGUGCCAACACUUUAUCAGCUGGUCGGGUGACGGCUGGGAAUUCAAACUCUCCGAUCCAGAUGAGGUCGCGCGCCGAUGGGGAAUCCGUAAAAACAAGCCAAAAAUGAACUAUGAAAAACUUAGUCGAGGUCUCAGAUAUUACUAUGAUAAAAACAUUAUACACAAGACGGCAGGAAAACGCUAUGUGUACCGGUUUGUGUGCGAUCUCCAGAGUCUCCUAGGCUACACCCCAGAGGAAUUAUGGGAUGCCUGUGAUAUAAAGCCUCAGAAGGACAAAGAUGAUGAGUGAGCAAUCUGUGUCGUGAGAAGCUUGUUAAAUAUUCAAUUGUGUUGGUGACAACAAGUAUUUAGGAACAUUCGCACCAUAGGUAGUUGAAUGCACAGGUGUUGGUGUUGAGAUUGGAAAGGUUUUAGCGAGAAUUAACGGCUAAACGUUUGUAAAACCAAAAAUGGUUCAGAUACUGUGUGCUGAGAAAAGUUUUUCAUCUGACUUUUCAAGUAGCGUUUUGCCUCAGCUGUUUGAGUGCCUUGUAUAAAAUACAGGCCAAGUUUGUGAACUGUUUGUGACCACCUGUGUAUUAAGAGAUAUCAAGUAUUGUGUCUAGAUAUAAUCAUAUAGCACUGUAUUUGUGAUACUCCAAAUAUGUCUGUACAUAAUGUGAAGAAUAUAUCAUAUUUUUCUACCUUACCUAUGUGUGUAUUAUAUUAUGGAAAAGUUAUGGUUGUAUCAUAAGCCAUUAUUAUUUAUGGCUUUCAUAUGCACUGAUUUCUAUAAAACAAAAGCUGGAGAAAAAAAAAAUCGAAAAAGAUGAUGCAAGGCUAUGAGAAAAAUCCGAAAAGUUUCUGUGUUAAAGCAGAACAAAAAAAGGGGCUAAACAAGACAGAUGCAUGAAGAUUUUGAUAGUUUUUGCAGUUGUGAAGGUCGUACUAAAAAUUCAGGGUUUUUUGGUAUUUUUAUAUUGUAAAGCAUUAAAUUUUUAUACACCAGAUAGGUUGAACGGAAAUACACGCUUUUUCAUAGGGUACAAACAAUUGCCAUUCAUUCAUCCUGUAGACCUUUCUCUAAUAUGAAUGGUAAGAUAAUUCCAAAAGGAAAUGUAACUUGAUGUAUAUCUCAUUUAAUAUUCAUCAGGAAAUAGCUUGUCCGAGGUCAGCUCCAGUGUCACUAUAUAUAGCCUACCCUUACUUGUAGAAAACAUUUCAAGAUUUGGACUAGAUUUUCCUAGUGCCUCAUGUGUUCCAAAAUAGUUUUGGCAAAAUGUAAAGUUGACUUAUUUAAUUGUUUCCAUUUUAUUUUAAUGUGAAGUGAAUCUUCUGAUGGUUCAAUAGAAUAAUUGUAUUUUUUUGUACAUACCAAGUGGAUUUUUUUCUCCAAAAAGUGUGCUUUUGUGCCUUAAAAAAACUGCAUAGUAGGCAAAAAUAUUCAUGCAGUUUUGAGGAAUUUCUUUAAUUGUUUUUCAGUAUGACUUGUGGAUUAAAACGUGCCUUAUUAAUGAAUGGAAGUGCUCUUAAAAAGUCAAAUACUCAGCAGUGAGUUCAUACUUCUGUCAACAUGACUUUUGUUCAGAAGCUUAUAAAAAAUAUUCCAGUGAAAACAACUUGCUUUUUGUGAUAUUGUCUGAAAAUGGCGUCGCCUUACUACAAUGGUUGAAUAGUGCUUUUACCCAUCUAUAACUUAUGCAUUUUGUGUAUAAUUUAUUCCGACUUAUGUUUGUAAAUAGCUAAUAUUAUUAUAUUUUACUUGCUAAAUGUACUAAUACCAAUUCAACUUACAGUAAUUAUUGGUAUAUUAUUAAGUUCAUAUUUUACAGGACUGUCUUCAUUCAUCCAACGCUAUAAUUGUGUUUCAAUAUGUGUAAUGGAAAUCAAAUCUGAUGAAAGAGCUGAAUCAAUAAUUAAUACCAAAUUUUGGCCAAGUCUUUGUGAAAUAGAAUUACAUUUGUCUUUAACUAUGCAUUUUUAUUAAAUAUUUUAUAUUUGACUUGAGAUCAUUCAGGUAUUCUUAGAAGGAAUCUCUACCUAUCCGAUUGUGUUCAAAAUGGUCAGAUCUUUGUAUGUUGGUUCUUUUCCUUUAUUUUAUUUCUAUAUUUUCUUUAUUUUGCCAUACUUUUUUGAGUGUUUUCAGAUAUAAUCAGAGUUGAAACUGUUACCUUCUACUCAUUUAAAUGUGUUCAUUGUUCAGAGUUUUCUUAUGUUUAUUGUUGAUAAGUGUGUUAACAUUGUUUCUAUACCAUGUAUGUGUUCAUUAAUUUCAUUUAUUUGUUUUAUUGGAACUUUAAUCGUCUUAUGCUACAUGUAAGCAGAUUAAUUUUUUAUUUCCUUUUAUUAUAGAUGUAGGAAAAUUAAGUCACUAGGCAAAUAUGACAUGUACUUCAAAUUCUUAAUAAAGUUUGAAAUUAAAUUCAAAAAAUAAUCUUGGACUUUGGUUAUCAGUAAAUGAAAAAUUGACCAUAUUUGCAAAUAGUAUUGAAUAACAUUUAAAUUUCAAACAAAUGAGGAACAACUUUGAUAAAAAUAAUUGAAAAAAAAUCAAUCAGCAUUCUUGUAGCUAAGUCAGCAGUUCAUAUUUUCCUCCUUUCAUUUGUAAAAAAACUAAUCAUCUACACUCAAAUUAUUGUCUAGUCCACAAAAAUAAUUAUCUUCGAAUAAUAGUGUUUAUUGCUGUAAAACAUAAAUAUAUCAAACUAAUAAAAACUAUAUGUGACGCACUCUGUGAUUUUGGGUCCAAAUGAGGUAACCUCGUUUUCAAAAUUGACGUCACGCAAUUAACUUUUUUUUCCAAUAUUUUUUUUUUUAAAGCAUUUUUUGUCUUUUGCUGAAGUGUCAGGUAAGAUAUGCAUGAUAUUCUCAAAAUAAAUAAAUAAUUUGGGUUGGGAAAAGAAUAAGCUUUGUGAAUAUGAAAAUAACUCACUUUCGCCAAGAUACCUCAUUUGGGCCCAAAAUCUCAUGUUGUGUCACAUAUAUUAAAAUAUUGUAAUAAGUGUGUCAAUGAACAAAUUACAGUUUCUGCAUCAAUAUUGUUUUUGGCUUCGGUCAAAUUAUUAUUGAGAGCAUUGGGUAAAAUCUUUAUUAAAAAAAAAUUGAGACUAUUUAUUUACACGAACAUUUGCAGGGAAAUCACAGUUUUUAGACACCUGAUAGAAUCGUUCCUUUAGUUAUGUGUUCAGAACAAAUAUUCUGCAAUAUUUCAAGAUAUUAACAGUUAUAAACACGUUUUUACUUUAUUGUUGUUUUAUAUUUUUGUUGCAUAUUGAAUAAUUCUGACAGCAGUUAUAUUGACAUGUUAAAUCAGCUUACCAUUUGGGGUUUACUGAUUUCCUGUACAAAAUGAAGAUGAAUAAAUAAAACGGAAAAUACCA
Messenger RNA from Mya arenaria, 6353 nucleotides. RefSeq names its product protein C-ets-1-like. Gene Ontology annotation, molecular function: DNA-binding transcription factor activity, RNA polymerase II-specific; sequence-specific DNA binding. The record is from RefSeq and is a predicted model, not a curated record. Gene Ontology annotation, cellular component: nucleus. NCBI's taxonomy places the organism in Eukaryota, Metazoa, Mollusca, Bivalvia, Myida, Myidae. The coding region runs from base 1787 to 3283 and encodes 498 amino acids. The transcript is spliced from 8 exons. Gene Ontology annotation, biological process: cell differentiation; regulation of transcription by RNA polymerase II.